This is a messenger RNA of Laccaria bicolor S238N-H82, 1272 nucleotides long. RefSeq names its product aspartate amino-transferase. Gene Ontology annotation, biological process: L-aspartate biosynthetic process. Lineage: Eukaryota; Fungi; Basidiomycota; Agaricomycetes; Agaricales; Hydnangiaceae. The transcript is spliced from 8 exons. The record is from RefSeq and is a predicted model, not a curated record. Gene Ontology annotation, molecular function: pyridoxal phosphate binding; L-aspartate:2-oxoglutarate transaminase activity. Bases 1 to 1272 code for a protein of 423 amino acids. Gene Ontology annotation, cellular component: cytosol.
AUGGCCGCUAGAAUAAAACAACUCGCAAGUCACCUCUCUGCUCCAGCCAUGCCAGCCGAAUUGUGGCAGGAAGUCCCGCUCGCGCCCCCGGAUAGUAUCUUCAAACUCACCGCCGCGUACAAAGCGGACCCUUUUGAGAAGAAAGUGAAUCUCGGUGUGGGUGCUUACCGUGAUGACGAUAAUAAACCUUGGGUUUUACCCGUCGUCAAAAAGGUUACUCGGAUUCUUUUGAAUGACGAGACGCUCGAUCAUGAAUAUCUCCCGAUCACUGGGCUUCCGGAAUAUACAGCUGCCGCGGCAAAGUUGAUCCUCGGUCCUAGUUCGAUCGCACUUACAGAAGGAAGGACCGUUAGUGUCCAGACUAUCUCUGGAACGGGUGCCAAUCAUUUGGGAGCCUUGUUUUUGUCGAGGUUUUACACAUGGAAUGGGGCACCGAGGAUUUAUUUGAGUAAUCCGACCUGGGCCAACCACCACGCGAUCUUUAAAAAUGUCGGGAUCGAGCCUGUAGAAUACCCAUACUAUGAUCCGAAGACCAUUGGAUUGGAUUUUGAAGGAUUCAUUGGUUCGCUCCGGGCUGCGCCUGAGCGUUCCGCGUUCUUGCUUCAUGCGUGCGCGCACAACCCUACGGGCGUAGACCCCACGGAGGAACAGUGGAAGGUGAUCGCGCAGGUCAUUUUGGAGAAGAAACACUAUGCGUUCUUCGACUGCGCUUAUCAAGGCUUCGCGAGUGGUGAUUUGGACAAGGACGCCUGGGCGGUGAGGUACUUUGUUGAGCUUGGGGUGCCGCUUCUUGUGUGCCAGAGCUUUGCGAAGAAUGCGGGGUUGUACGGUGAACGUGUGGGUGCGCUUCACGUUGUUAGCGCGAACUCGGAGACUGCGACGCGUGUGAAGAGUCAGCUGUCGGUGUUGCAGCGAAGUGAGAUUAGCAACCCUCCAUCGCAUGGUGCCAGACUGGUGUCUCUUAUUCUCAACGACGCUGGGUUGUUUGAGGAAUGGAAGAGAGACAUUCGAACGAUGGCGGAGCGAAUUAUUGCGAUGCGACACGAGUUGCACAGGUUGCUAACUCAGGAAUUGAAAACUCCUGGUAACUGGGAUCAUAUCGUUAACCAGAUUGGGAUGUUCAGUUUUACGGGGAUCAACCCAGAACAGAGCAAGGGGCUUGUUGAGCAGGCCCAUAUUUAUCUUACUGCGAACGGACGGAUUUCGAUGGCUGGGUUAAACAGCCACAACAUUAGAUACUUUGCGGAGAACUUGGACAAAGUCGUUCGGUAG